This is a messenger RNA of Zeugodacus cucurbitae (melon fly), 5111 nucleotides long. RefSeq names its product zinc finger protein 426. Gene Ontology annotation, biological process: regulation of transcription by RNA polymerase II. Gene Ontology annotation, molecular function: RNA polymerase II cis-regulatory region sequence-specific DNA binding; DNA-binding transcription factor activity, RNA polymerase II-specific. Bases 2407 to 4491 code for a protein of 694 amino acids. The transcript is spliced from 4 exons. Lineage: Eukaryota; Metazoa; Arthropoda; Insecta; Diptera; Tephritidae. The record is from RefSeq and is a predicted model, not a curated record.
CUACCGUUAGGCGCAAUGACAACUGUAAAUUAGACGCUGACAUCAAAUUGGAUUUUUAUUGCUCGCCUGCAGCUGUUUUCGUAGAAUAAAAAUGCUUAUUUGGCGCUCAAAUUGCUUGAGGUCAUAAAAAUUGUCGAUAGAAAAUGAAAAUAUUGAGACUCAAUGUGUAUAGACUAAAGAUUGAAGCAGGAAACUUGAAAUAUGUUCUAAAUUAGAAUUAGAAUUUCGACUUGAAAUUGCUUUUUCACAUUUCGAACUCGAAUAUUUCGAAUAUUUUUUCUACAUAUUUCCUCAUAAUAAACCUUAGAUUCUAAAUCUAGCUGAGUGUCGUGGCUGCAUUUGCUGUCUUUAUCGCAUUUUUUCUAUGAAAUUCUGUCAUAAAAUCACAAUGAUAAUACGUCAAUAAUUGCGUCGCUGCGCUUUGUUGGACUUGCACGCCUUAUCUUAUCGCGAGCGCACAUACAGCCGCGAGCCCUGUUUAUAGUACCUGUGCGGAGUGAAGACGUCUCAAUUGGGUUGCUACACAGCUUGAGUCCGCUACACCAUAUAUAUCUAUAUCUAUGUGUAAUUUAGUGCUUUUCGUUGUGCGUGCGUGUGUGUGUUUGUUGUUUACGCGCUCAUUUUGAUAUCGUCUGCAUUGCUUGCUUGUCUGUUUGUCAGGUUGUACGAGUGUUCUAGCGCGCUCGCAACGCGCUAUCAGUCAGUCAGCGUUUGCUUAACCUUACCUCUUAUCAGCGCACUGUCUCAUACCUUAGGUUUUACACAACAACAACAACAAACACACACACACCCAUAUUUUUUUAUUUUAUUGCUUUAAGAGUCGCAGCUACAUAUUUACUUGCCGCGUUAUCCUAAGUACCAAUAUUUGCUUAAUUGUUUUGUAAAUUGUCUGGCAAUGUACACAUUUUGUUUAGCUAUUCGCUUCGGCGUAUUUGUCUGUCAGCGUAUCGGUCGCGCUCAUUUGUUUAUUGCAAACAAAAGACUUUGAAAACGAACUUCAAGUGCAUGCACUCGCGCGCUCGUUCGCUCGCUGCUUAUCAACGGCAUCUACGCGGCGCUUUGCCUGCUAUAUGUGUUUGUUUGUGUGUCUUUAUUAGUUGGCAAUGAGUCCGUCUGAUUUAUCUAUAUUUUUUAGAAUUUCUCAUCUUAAGUGUAAUUGUGUUUCAAUUUAGUUUUUUGGUUUUUCGUAGAACAGCAGUGUUUUAAAGUUCAACGUCAGCACAACGUCAGAAUGUUUCGACUGUUGACACAGCUGCUUUGUGCUUUAAUUUUUAUUAUUAAUGUUGCUGUUGCUGUUUGUGUGCCGCGUUGUUGUUAUUUUUAUUUUCAUUGUUUAUUGUUGUUGUUGUUGCUCUGACUGUUUCAAUUGCGCCCCGCGCCACACUCUCGCUUUUCCAAUUCAUAUCAAUCCAAUUGUCGGCGCUGCCAACUCUGUCGCCUCACCUAACGAAAUAUAUGCACAAACACACACGCAUACAAAUUGAUAUACAGACAGGCAGGCAUACAUCAGUGUAUUGUAUAAUUCAGCAAUUCAGUUGUUUUCAAUUCAGUUCAGUUGAGUUCAGUUCAUCAUUCCGCUGAGUGUUCACUCAUCAUUAUCGGGCGUAUGGUUUGCUGUGGUGUGGUCAGGCCGCUGUGUGCUGUUUUUUUGCUGUUUGUUGUCUCCAUUGUUGUUGUUGUUGUUGUUGUUGCUCCACUAUAAAUUGUAAUGUGCACAAAUUAAUUCAGCGUCACAGGCGACCGACAAACAUCGAGAGCGCUCAGGCGGCCAACAAAAAAACUUGCGGUUUUGUUCUGAUUUCAAUAUCAAUUCGAGGCGGUAGUUAGUCGCCUGCUAACGGCGCGCGCUGUCCCGCCGUUCGUCAUGCACAUCCACUUUUAUUCAUAUCAUCGUAUCGUUUUCGAAUCGCUCUAAUGCAAACCGAAAAAAAUAAAAAUUAUAAAAAUUAACUCUAAUCACCAAAACACCCUCGAUAUAGAGUAAUACAAUUGAAAUUGCCCGCAAAAAGUUUGCACAGAACACUAGAGCAAUUCAACGCUCACAGGCAACUAAGGAACUACGUGUAUAAACUUAUUUAUAAUAUUUAAAAGCAUGAAAGCAUAAACAUUAGUAUAUUUGGUGUUGGUUUUAAACUAUUAAAGGCUUGACUGAAGUGAAAAUUAAAAAAAAAAAUAUAUUUUAAAUAAUUAACUAACAAAUAUACGCAGUGAGAGGACCGCUAGUGGAGUUUUAACACAUUGCUUAAUCCCUAAUUAUCAUAUUACCCCACUAAGAACACUUUUACCAGCAUAUAAAUGAGUGAAGAUUGGGCAUAGUGCUUUUGGUGACGGUGCCUAUAAAUAAAGAAAUAAAAAUUAAUUAAUUUUGCUAAAAAUUCUAAAUUCUCUCAAAAAAAUCAACAUAAAAUGGUGCGCAGUCGCCGCUCGUUGUCCAAAGAAGAUGGUACAUCGUUGCUUACCGACAGCGGUGUUUCGCUUUCGUCGCCACCCGCUGCGCGUACAGAGCACGGCGAUGGCGAGGACGCGCAGGACUUGCAUGCAGUGACCAACAAAAAAACAGUACGACGGCGCGUCGGUGGCACGAAAGCGACAAAAAGAGUACGGAAGGUCAAAUCUGUGUCCACGGAAGCUACGACAGUGUCAAAGAAACAGAAAAUUGGUUAUUCAGCGGAUUCAGCAGUUAGCGAAAGUAAUUCAGCGCAGUUGGAAGAUCACUUACCGGCCGUGGAAGCGCAAUUGCUGCAUGCGGAGACUAAUUCAGCGCCUAAAAAUGAGUCAUCCACCACUUCGUCGGUUGAAUUGGUUGUUGCAGCGGAAGCUGCAAGUACAGAUGCAGCGCAGUCUACAGUUAAUGAGACACAGGAAGCAAACGAUCUAACGAGUAUACCAAAUUUGAGCGCUGAGACUGUCAAUCCAGCUUUUAUUGUAAUACCAGCUGCUGGCACUACGGUCGACUCGUUUAAUACAGUGGAUAUAACUGAAAAACCCAUACUUGUUGUAACGACCAUUUUGGAGACCUCCAUUUCGGUGGCUGACUCUGCUUUUUCCGAGACAGACGUUACACAAUCGGCAGCCGAUUUGUCGGAUAUCACCCAUUCAGCGAAUGACUCUGCAAAUUCUAUUGGCGAUUCAGCCUCUGCUUCCGAUGCGACGCUAACACCAGCCGCCAAUAAGCGCUCGGGCAAAGUGUUCAUGCGUAAGGUGCACAUUUGCCACAUUUGUUCGAAGCAAUUUCGUGGCAAUAACGAUCUGCGUCGCCACAUGCUCAUCCAUUCGGACGAGCGCCCGUAUAAGUGCGAGCAAUGUGGCAACUGCUACCGGCAAGCGGUUAACCUCAGGAAUCACAUCAACUGCGCCCACACGAAUCAACGGCAGUUCGCUUGCGAGCAAUGCCCGAAAAUGUUUGCGGUGAAGGAGCGUCUGCGGCUCCACAUGCGACUGCACUCGGGCGAGAAACCCUACGCUUGUCCGGAGUGUGAUAAACGCUUUGCACGCGGCGGACAUUUGAAGCAGCACAUCAUUAGCCAUCACAAGGGCAGCACCAAACAGUAUGUGUGUGAGAAGUGCUCCACCGCCUUUUCAACGCCCUCCAACUUGCGCGCCCACAUGGAUCGCCAUGAGAAUGGACCCGAACACUAUUGUGAGAUCUGUAAGGAGCACUUUCCCAACGAACCGGUACUCAAGGCGCACAUUAAUAAACUCCACUACAAGCUGGGCCAGUUCGACUGCGACAUCUGCAAGGAGACCAUCGAAGAUGAUGCGCUGGCCAAUCACAUGAAGACCCACACGAAUGUGAAGACACAUGUUUGCGAGGUGUGCAAGUCGUAUUUCAUGCAGAAGUCCCAGUACAAUGUGCAUAUGCGCAUGCACACUGGUGAGCGCCCCUAUCAGUGUAGGAUUUGCUGGCAAACUUACGCCUACUCCAGUGUCCUAAAGCUGCACAUACGCAAGCACACUGGCGAGAAACCAUUCCAAUGCUUGAUUUGUACGGACGUGGUCGCCUUCUCGCAGUUGGCUCACCUCAAGACACACAUGAAGAAAAUCCAUAAGCAGACGAAUCCCUACAUGUGCGAAGGCUGCCACCAGUUCUUCAAAAUCAAAGCGGAGCUUCAAGCGCAUAUGCAACAGUGCGACAGCUGCAAUGUCGACGUGGAGGAGGAGAAUGCCAAAAACAGUGACUUGCAAACACUGUCGCACCUACGCUUUCUUAUGGCAUUACUGCUGAAGAAAAUCUCUUCGCAGCAAAAGCUGCAGAAAUUGGGCUACGAAAAGCGACUUAUCGACAAUGUUGUCGUCGCCUCACUGAAGCUUGCCAAUCGCAAAGCGUGCGAGGAUCAAUCGCUGACGGCAAUCGAACGUAUGCGUCGUAAUGUUGAAGAAUUCCUGAAUUGGAUUGUGCCGGCAAAGGCAAUGGAGACAUUUCGUCAAGAGCAACAAUCCGUGGAGAAUAUAUUGGAUAAAAUAGUCACCAUGUAUAUGAAGCACAAGUGAUGGUGCAGAGCAGCGCAAAGAGUAACAAAUGGCUGAUUUUUUCAUUAAUAUUUAUUACUUUAGAAUGUGCCAUAACAUUUAGCAUUGUCUGUAUCUAUCGGUGCAUCGCAAGUCAGCACUUAAGCUAUGAAUUUUCUGCAUUUUAGUUUUUAUUUCUUAGUAUUACAUGCGGUUCACUUGUGUACCGUUUUUUUUAGUUUUUUUCUCAGAUUCAUUUGCACUUCUGUUUACCAAAAAUACCAAAAAAGCAAUCCAAAGAUAUUUUUGCCAAAAGCUUGCUUAAACAAGCAAUAAUUUUUAAGUUCUCUUUAAGUUACCGCACCACCAAAGCAUUUACUAUUCGCUUAUAUGAAUUAUUCACAUUUUGCUUUUUACUUCCAUUAUAUUUUUAUUGAAUUCUAUCGCAUAUCAUCUAGCUCCCGCUUGUUUUUCUUCUUCAGAAAAUCGGCUAGUCAUAUCCGCAUAGUUUUCAAUUGAUUUUAUUUUAUGUUAUGCUAACAACUCUUGCCAUAUGUAGUUUUAGUCUAUUGCAUUAUAAAUUUGUUAUCAAAUUAUUACUUGCAUAAAUGAAUGAAUUAAUAAAAAAUGAAGCCAAAGUUCACGUUGAGUGAAAAAUUAGA